Messenger RNA from Sycon ciliatum, 3286 nucleotides. RefSeq lists its product as uncharacterized. Gene Ontology annotation, molecular function: oxidoreductase activity. Bases 387 to 2390 code for a protein of 667 amino acids. NCBI's taxonomy places the organism in Eukaryota, Metazoa, Porifera, Calcarea, Leucosolenida, Sycettidae. The record is from RefSeq and is a predicted model, not a curated record. The transcript is spliced from 9 exons.
CGGUGCACCGGUGGCCAGAUCUACAAAAAAAGUGACUGCUCUUUUGUUUUGUGACUAGCAAGAGUGCAUAAAUAAGUAGUACUAGUACUAGUAGUAGAUCUAUUCUCUGACAUGACAGGCUCUCGGCGCUAGGCCAUAGGCGCAGUAGCGUUCUGCGAGUGGUAACCAUUGGCUUCUCGCUAUCAAAGUGUACUGGAGCUACUGUACUAGCUGUACCGUCAACAAUGCCAGCACGAGUACAGUAAUUAGUUGUGCAGUUCGCCAUCCUACAUCCCUGAGUCCUGGUCUGAGCUGAUAUGAGAAGGUGAUUGCGGAAUCAAUGGUCGCACUGUGCAAAUUGGGGUAUUACAUGAAGCAGUAGAGGCUGGGCCCAGUUUUCUGCCGGAAUGCAAACUGCUGCCAGAGUCUCGUCUGGUGGUUGUGCGGCUCUGAGCCGGGAUGACAGUGCUGCUUCUGCUGCUUCUGUGCCGGCUGUUGCCACUGGCCGGAGUAGAGAUGCCACGGAGCAUGUACGCGGCGCUUCAGAUGUGAUCAUAGUCGGCGGGGGUAUAUCUGGUCUUGUUGGGGCAUGCUCCCUGGCACAGGCGGGCUUCACAGUCACUCUACUGGAGGCUGACUGUAGACUGGGUGGUCGCUUACUACAGGUUGAUGCUUACCCAGGCUAUGGCCUGAUUGACAUGGGCGGCGAGCUCGUGGAGGGUGAGCACUCCGUGCUGACACGCCUUAUUGAGGAGAAGGGAUGGACAAGUCACGAGGCAUUUGAUGACCGCUAUGUGAAGCUACCACUACGAAAGAUGUGUCGCCAGGCUUACUAUGCUGAUGAGAAUCUCUUCUACGAUGACAGCCCGUUUUUUCAACAACUACUUGACACAUGGAGUAUUGUGGAAGAUGGCUACGAGGCAAUUGUGGCUAAACAGAGUGAUGGUGACAACGAUGCUAACAUGAUGGACAGUAGUGUCGGUGAGCUACUGAAUGCUGCAUCAGUACCGAGUACAGACAUUGGCUAUCGUCUGAUUGAAAGUACAGUGUGUCAACGGGAUGGUGUCUGCAUCGAUGAAUGUAGCGCUGCUAUGGAGUGUGAAGGAUGGGAUUAUGGCUCACUUGUCAGAAGACUGGAUGGCAGCUUUUCACUGCUUCUUCAGCACUAUGUGGAUAUAGCGUAUCAUCUGCGGCACUGCCUGUCCAUCCAGCUAAACAAUGCAGUCAAGUCCAUUACCUAUCAGUGUUCGGCUGACCAGAACGUUAAUGAUCAUCAGGUUGCUGUGGUGACUUCUAGCGGCAAGACCUAUGCAUCGAAGGUCGCCUUGGUUACAGUGCCACUCGCCGUUCUGCAGCGGCAUGGCAUUCACUUCAAUCCACCGUUGCCACGACGACUGACAUCUACCAUAGAAAGUCUGAGCAUGCAGAAUGCAAUGAAGGUCUACUUGAGGUUUACAAAGUGCUUUUGGCCGGAAGAUAUCGGAAUAUUGUACAGCACCGAUGGAUUUCUCAAGCAGUUCUGGAUGGAUGCUCCUCAUUUCUAUGAUGACGCUAAACUUGACAGCACGUAUGAUUCCAAACUGUGUUCAACGCCAAGGCAAGCAAGUAACACGGAGGCAGGAACACACGAGAUCGACACCUCAGCCAGCAAUGAUGUCACCACGAUGUCACUACCUGCUUGGAGGCAAACGUAUGUACCAUACGUGGGCGUGACUGGUGGUAAGCAUUCAGGCAGUAAUGCAACACCACAAAAUGGACACCGUGGAGACUGUCUUGACAUGGCUGAUGUUGGCGUUACCAUGGUGAGACGUGAGGACGUACAAACACUGCCACACUGUACACCUGCCAGUGGAGAGACUGAGCAAUCCAUGGGAGAUGCGGGGUCUGUGGAUUACAAGGGUCAUGCCGGUGAUGGGCCUGAUAUUGGGGUCACUGAUUCCAGGAACAGCCAUGACGCGCCGCGGCAGGAAUGCAAGCAGCCCUUCUAUGCCAUGUUUGGAUUUGCUACGAGUCGUGUUGCUGACAGCGUGUGUGAGUUAGCACCAGCGCAACUAGUGCAGCGAGUUUUACACCAACUGGAUGAGAUGUUUGGCAGGUCAGAUGGUGACGAUGACGGCGACCAGGUAUCUCAUCCGGCCACUGAAUAUUUUCAUAGUGCACUGGUGAUGUGCUGGGGAGAUCAAGAAUUUGUUGGUGGCGGUUACUGUGCUCCCAGUGCUGGUGCACGCCGCCAUAAAACUGAAUUUCACCGACCAGUAGACGACCGCAUAUACUUUGCAGGUGAGCAUGUUCAUCAGCAACUCUCCAGCGUGCACACGGCUAUGGAGACUGGACUGGAUGCCGCCGAGAAAAUAUCCCGCUAUUUAUCCCCGGCCUUGUCAACUUGCAGUCAAUCGGCCGGUGAGCGGUAACAUGCGGUCGAGUUAUGAGUGUUGCCCUGGUAACAUGCAGUCGAGUAGUGGAUGUUGCCCUGGUAACAUGCAGUCGAGUUGUGAGUGUUGCCCUGGUAGCAUGCAGUUGAGUAGUGAGUGUUGCCCUGGAAACAUGCAGUCGAGUAGUGAGUGUUGCCCUGGCCUUGUCAAUAUGCAGUCAAAAAGCAAAAUGCUGCUUUGGCUCCUUUAUUUUGCCCUUGAGUGCUGGAAGGAUGACUCAAAGUACUUGAAGUACUAUCAUACAAGUAGUGACAUAGUGACAAAUGAAAUUCGGCCGACUAAUGGAUGAAGCAAAACUACCAUUUGGUGUGACAUGUGCCCCAGUGUUCAAAGUCAUGCUAGCUGCGCCAUGCAGCAGCAAGCCGCCGGCGUGCUCGGUAGUAUACGGUUGCCUCAUGAUUUAGUAUGCUGCUCCCCGUGCACUGUAUCGCUGUAGUUUCAGCUGGCGAAACGCUUGUAAAAUACUGUUUACAUGUAAAAGGACUUUGAAUCAACAAGCUUUUCUCUUUUUUUUUAAAUCAUGUCAAACGUAGCUGCGCCGGUGAGGCGCCCCUCAGAAUUUUGAAACCUUUUCCGCUCUUCAACUUUUUUUAAAUUAAUAACUUAUUCAGAUUGGACGUUAUCUGUCUUGCAAAUACCGGCAGCCUACAUGGUGCUGUGUGACUGGGCACUGCACGAGGAAGGAGCUUGAGGUGUGAACACUGCAAUUUACUUUUCAUAUCCGCAAACUGAAUAGUACACUGUGCAAAAGAAUAAUCGUGACAUCACUGAGUACAUUUAGUAGUGUUGCAUUGGCUUUUGUGAAUUAUUUUAUUCGUUUAUAUUUUUUAUAGAGAUCCAAAGAUACUCCUCUGUACUGUGUAGCUAACACUGAA